GAAAUGGCUGAUGAUUUGGGAGACGAGUGGUGGACUGACGGCGACAAUUCAGGUGUGUUCGAGAUAGAGGAGGACCCACAGCCCAAAGAACAACACAUAACACCCACAUCAAAGAAAAGGAAGGGUGAAAAACAGAUUCAAGACAGCAGCAAGAAAAAGAAGAGGAAGAAAACUGUUCAGAAAAAAUGUUUCGUCACACAGGAGAGAUCAGAGGAACAGGGUGCUAAAGGGUCCAACAAAAAUAAGAAGAGACGAAAGAAGAAGAAAACGAUCACAGAUGUCCUGGCUAGCUCGGAGUCUGUGCCAGGCUCUCCAGAUGACAUUAGGAGCCUUCUGAAGAGUCAUUAUAGUCAGACACGCUCUGUUAUUGAGCAGGAGGAACUGACGCUACAGGAGUCCUGUUUCCUUGACAGUAAUGACCUUACACAUAGCUUAUCCUCCUAUCUUAAGGAAGUCUGUCCAAAGUGGGCAAAAAUACAGAAGCAGCACACCCAGACCCGGUCAGUUGUGUUGCUCAUUGUUUGUGGAUCUGCUCUCAGAACAAUUGAACUCAUUAAGCAACUGGUGGCAUUUAAAGGACAAGCUAAAGUGCUGAAGCUGUUCGCAAAACAUAUUAAAGUGGAUGAACAAAUUAAGUUGUUAAGUAAAGGUGUGACCCAUAUUGCUGUUGGAACUCCUGGUAGAAUUGCUGCCCUGUUAGAGAAAGAUGGUUUGACUGUGCAAGGAUUGCGUUAUUUGGUCCUGGACUGGAACUACCGAGACCAAAAGCACAGGACAAUGACAGAUAUACCAGAGGUGAAAUUAGACUUUUUGAAAAUGAUGGACUUUGGUGUAAUUCAGAGCUGCAGAGAAGGAACAGUUAAAAUAGGACUAUUUUGAGCAGAUUGUCUCUACUUUUACUUAGUUUCAUGUGCACUUGUGCAUUCAUGUCCCUUUACUUGUUUGAUAUGUUCUUGAUAAAACUAUUGUAAAAUAUUUGUAUUGCCAUAUAAGAUAUUAACCCUCUGGAGUGUUUCUUCAGGUUUAUAAAUAAACCUGGUUAAAUAAAUCCAUUU
Xyrauchen texanus (razorback sucker) is the source of this 1055-nucleotide messenger RNA. RefSeq names its product protein CMSS1-like. Lineage: Eukaryota; Metazoa; Chordata; Actinopteri; Cypriniformes; Catostomidae. The record is from RefSeq and is a predicted model, not a curated record. The transcript is spliced from 9 exons. Gene Ontology annotation, cellular component: nucleus; 90S preribosome. The coding region runs from base 4 to 879 and encodes 291 amino acids.